Molecule: messenger RNA, 1744 nt
Organism: Fundulus heteroclitus (mummichog)
Lineage: Eukaryota; Metazoa; Chordata; Actinopteri; Cyprinodontiformes; Fundulidae
Product: C-type mannose receptor 2
Exons: 4
Coding region: 1-1377 (458 amino acids)
Source: RefSeq, a predicted model, not a curated record
AUGGAGGAUGGGAGGCAGAGAGUCUUUACUGGGGUGGAGCAGGUGGAUGUAGAAGGCAUGAGCUGGUGCUGGCAGGAUGAGGCUGGAGGUCUACAGGCGAGUUCAGGAGCAGAGCCUAAGGCCGGCAGCUGCACAACGGAGCGGGAUCCGAGCUUAGCCUCGGGGCGGGACCCAAGGCAGGCAGGGGAGCCUCAAUGGUGCGCCCUGAGCAGAGCCACUGGAGGGUUCUCAGAGGCUGCGUCUAGGAACGAGGUCCAGGGCGCCUCAAGAGAGUCGAGGGCGACGGGAGCAGGUCAGUGCUGUUUCAUCAACUGUCAUCUCUAUGAGUAUCACUACGUCAAAGAGGAAAAGACCUGGACUGAAGCUCAGCAGUACUGCAGAGAGAAACACACUGACCUGGCCACAGUGUCUAACAUGACAGACAUGAAGAGACUCCUCAAUAACUCAACAGGAGAUAUGAGGGGAGCUUGGAUUGGUCUGCAUGAUCCACCAGGUGUCAACAGAACAUGGUACUGGUCUCUGCCUGGAGAGGAGUUCAAUGAGAAGGAUGCAAUGUGGCACAGUGGAGAACCAAAUGAUAAAGGAAACCCAGGACCUGAGAAUUGUGGAUUUCUGAUUAAAACUUACGAAUGGGGAGAUGUGAAGUGCUCUAGCCAAAGAUAUUUUCUCUGCUACAAUGAAACCAACACAACCCAGAAAUACCACUUGAUUAGAGAGAGGAAGACCUGGCAGGAAGCUCAGAGUUACUGCAGAGAGAAACACACAGACCUGAUCAGUGGACUGAAGCAGCUACAGGAUGGAGAGCUGAAGGAGGUGAUGGACUCUACAACUAGUAAAUCAUACUUUGGUCUAUUCAGAGACACCUGGAGGUGGUCAGAUGGAAGCAGUUUCUCCUUUAGAAACUGGAAUCUACAGUUUGACUAUCAGAUAAUCAACAGUGGUCAAUGUGCCAUGACUGUGUUUGAUGAUGAAGGCAGAUGGAGGAAUGAGAACUGUGCUGUCAGAAAACCCUUCAUCUGUUAUGAUGAUAAAGUGAUCCUGAUCAAAGAAACUAAAACCUGGGAGGAAGCCUUGUACUACUGCAGAGAUCACCACCAUGACCUGGUCACCAUCACCAACCUGGAUGAGCAGAGAUGGGUCCAGGAGAAAGCCAAGAAGGCCUCCACUGAUUACGUCUGGAUGGGACUGCGCUACGCCUGUACUCUGGAUUUCUGGUUCUGGGUCAGUGAUGAAGUGGUCAGCUAUGAGAACUGGGCUCCAGAUGGACUGAUGGAUGACUGUGACAUGUCUGGAGCCAUGAAGACAGGAGAACCAGCACAUCAGUGGAGGAAAAGAAACGAUGCUGACAAAUUUAAUUUUGUCUGUUCUAAAGAUUAAGUCUCUCUUCUUCUUCUGUCUGGGUUUUUACUGCAAAUUACUCUUAAAUAGAUAUUUUGCCUUCUGUCAAAUAAUCAUUUGGAGAUUUCUCUUUAUAUCAAACCAAGGUUAAUGUUUUCCUAACUUUACAUACAACUGUUGUCUGUGUUAAGCCCAUAAACAGAAGCUGUCAUGAUGUGCGCCUCUAAAGAAAGUCUUAGAGUUUCCAAAGGUCAGAAUGUAUCAUCUAAUAUCGAUUAACUUAACGCCUCGCAUAUUCCUCAGACAGAAGGGCAAAGCAAAGAAAAACUGUCGUCUUUGUUCAAAUGUUGCUUUAAUUGUGGUUUUUGAAUGCUAACAAGACAUCUUUAAUUUGACAAGAUGAGUU